Bombyx mandarina (wild silkworm) is the source of this 6309-nucleotide messenger RNA. Its product is annotated as proteasome adapter and scaffold protein ECM29. The record is from RefSeq and is a predicted model, not a curated record. Gene Ontology annotation, cellular component: cytoplasm; nucleus. Gene Ontology annotation, biological process: ERAD pathway; proteasome assembly. NCBI's taxonomy places the organism in Eukaryota, Metazoa, Arthropoda, Insecta, Lepidoptera, Bombycidae. Gene Ontology annotation, molecular function: molecular adaptor activity.
GUGAAAAUUGUACAAGUUUGAAAAAUAGCCUACCAACAUCAAUAAUUCUGAAAAUUUAAAUAUAAAAUGUCCGAGAUGGAUGUAUCUGAGAGUGGAAGUGAUUACUCAAAUGACUUGUUGUUACUGGAUAGAGUCUUUUUGCGACUCGGUAAUGCUGAUACUGAUGAGCAGCUCGAAAGUUGCCUUAAUAGAUUCCUGCCGCCUGUUAUAUUGAAGUUAUCAUCUUCACAUGAACAGGUCCGCACUAAAGUGAUGGAGCUACUGGUGCAUGUAAAUAAGAGGGUGAAAUGUCGUGCUGAAGUAAAAUUACCUGUACAAACACUUCUGCAACUUUACAUGGAUCGUAAUUCCAACAGUUUUAUAAUUAAUUUUUCCAUCAUUUACAUUACAAUGGGGUUUCCGAGAUUACCCCAUGAACAACAAAUUAUUUUAGCUCCAUCACUGAUAGAAGCAAUGGAUAAUAAGCCCCAGGGACAUCAAGACGGCCUUCUAAUGUUGGUAAUGCCUCUGUUGGGUGAAAUUAAGGAAACAGAUCUAAAUUUGAAAGAAAAGCCAAAGCUGGCCACAUUAAUAGUAAAAUUUGCCACCGAUAUACUUCUGUUGCCCUACAGAGCAUUGCCCAAUCAAGGAGAGACUGAGUUUCAAGUUCCACCAGGAAUGAGUAUGAAAUCUUACAAGAGAUUGGUUGAGAAAAAUCUUUUGAAUCCAAAUCAACUAGAACAGAUAAAGUUGUCUAUUGUGAAAUUUAUAAGCAAAGACGUCUUCAAUGACAACGAUGUGCUUUUACCAUUGAUUGUCGCCGCAGCUGACUCACGAUUCAGCGUUGCCAAUCACGCGAACAGCCCCCUCAUUAGAGUGAACAGCUCUGUAGACUGGUCGCAGCCAUCAGUGGUAUUCCCCUUAUACUCUCUAUAUUUAGGCACUUGGGGAGGCUCCAAAGUGCCUCCAGACGAUCGCAAGGUACCGGCUUGUACGCGCCUGCGAUUGAAAUUAAUACAAUAUUUGAUUAAGGCCACCGGUCCGGCGGUUUUGUUUCCGCAUUGUGUUCAGGUGGUAUUCGUGUCGUUGUUCGAUCCGAACACAAACUCGCGUUUACGCAACCAAGGACUCGUGUUCUUGUCGAACGUGAUCAGUUCCGGCGAUCUUCUCCAGCUACAGAAAGUAUCGACAGUAUUCCUACAAGGUCUGCUGAAGAUAAUCAGAUCUGAAGAGCAUCCUGAACAUCAACCUAAAGCCUACGUCUGUCUGGGUCGUCUAGCGAUAAAGUGCCCUGACUGCGUGAGCAGCGGCCAGUUCUCGUUGCUCGAAGAGUUAAUAAAGAAAAUCCCAGAAGCCCCGCCCGAGAUCAAAACGGCCAUACGAGACGCGCUACUCGACAUGGCCGUAGCUUACAAGACAAGUUUUGCAGAGAAGCAAAAUUCUAAAGCCACGACACCGACUGAAGUCCCGUGCUCAUCUCAAGAUAAGAUGGAUGUCGAUGAAUCUGCUGAGGCUAAACCGAAUUCCGUAUUCGAUGAAACGCAAGCACUAGUCUUGUUCGCUUUGUUGGACCAUUACAUGCAAAACGAGGAGUUGAUGAUACGCUAUAUAGCGAUGCGCUACGCUUCGACCGUGUUCCCGCCCAAGUAUAUACCGGCGCGGUACUUGUUGCUGUUGGCCAGCGGAGACAGCAAAGACGAAAUUUCGACGGAGGCCCUGAAAUGUUUAUACGGGACAUCACGACCGAGCGAGAUAGAGGAUGUCGUAAACAAUGCGGCGAAGAAAGAGACAAAAAUCGUUAUUUUCGACGGAGAGUCGCCCGAUGAAAACAAAGACGUGUCUUCGGAAGGCGUCGACUUGGCCGUGCCGAAGUUCAAAGAUAUGGUCAACUACAUAUGGAAACAAAUGCAGAAGAGGAAGAAGGGCUCGAACGCUAAGCAUAGGUUCGUGAUCAACAACCAGGUGCUGCAGUUUCAUCCGCUGACUUAUCAAGAGAUACUAAGGUAUCUUCGCAUGUGUCUGAACCGCGACGCCGGUCUGAAGGAUUGCUCGGAUCACCCGAACGCGACGUCCCCGCUGCUCGCUAAGUACUUCUACGAGAACCUGCUCGACACGGAGCUGCUCGACCGAUACCUCACGCUGAUCACUUCGGUGCUGAACGCUAGUCCAGAUUUAAUGGCACUAACUUGCUUCUUGGACAUUAUCGGAUGUAUACCGGAGAAGAUGGCCUCAAAGUACACAAAUCUACUGCCUUUCUUGAGAAAUUUGUUCACGACUAGCACCAAAGAACACAUCCGUGACACGUCCGCGGUCAUAUAUGCUAUAAUCUUCGUUCACACCAGCGAAAAAACGGCCAUAGAUAAGGAGAUCUCCGAAUUCGUUACGCUAGGAAAAAACAACAAGUCCCUAGAGAGUCAAUGCGGAUAUUUGAGCGCCUUCGCGAAUGUUUGCGAGAGGGCGGUCGUUUUGUCGACGCGCGGCAAAUUUGGCGGGAAAGGGUUUAGCGCCGCCGACUGGGAACCUUACCAAGAGGCCGCGUUGUGCUUGGCUAAUUUCCUUAUCAGUCCCCAAACGCUAUUAGUGAGCGCCUCGUGUACUGCGAUAUCGCUGCUGGCUCGAUGCUCCGGCCUGCCUCUACCCAAUACAUCGCCCAAAGAGGACACUCUCAUACAGUCGGACAACCCGUUCAACGUAAACAAAACUAUAGAUGAUUCGAACGACGUCGUGACUAAGUUCACCGUCGCUCAGAGACUGUUUAAGAUCGUUGGAAACGCCAAGUUGCCGUCGAAGAUCAAAGAGAGGGCGCUGUAUACGUUAGGCCUUAUGUGCUGCGGGGAAAGGUUGAGUUUCGCCAAACAAAUCGUAAUGGGAUUCCUUGAGAUGGCCAAAGAUAGCAAGGAGUUUGAGAUUCAUUUGCAAAUAGGCGAAUCGUUGGUACUGUGCGUCGAAGGCGUAAAUUCGAACGAAAAUCGAGAUCUUUGGACCGAAUUACCGAAAGAGGGUGCAGAUAAAGUCAAAGAUUCAGAGGCUCUGAAGGAAAACGACGAGUUAUUGGAAUGGUUGUUAGAAGAAUUGUUCAAGAUUGCGAAACAUCCGCAUCCGCAUUCGAGACAGGCCACAAGUAUAUGGUUGCUCGCCUUAUUGAAGAACUGUCCAGAACGUUUCCCCAUUAAGAACAAGGUGCAGGAGUUGCAGGACGCAUUCAUGGACUUCUUGUCGGAAAACAGCGACACAAUACAAGACGUGGCCAGUAAGGGCCUGAGUCUCGUGUAUCAAAACUCUGACGAAACCCAAAAGAAGUCGCUGGUCGGUCAAAUCAUAGAACAACUCACGAGCGGCAAGCGAUCUGUGGCCCAAGUUACGGACGAUACGAAGAUAUUUGAAGAGGGACAACUCGGAAAAGCUCCUACAGGAGGAAAUCUUUCUACGUACAAGGAACUCUGCUCACUCGCUUCUGACUUGAACAAGCCAGAUCUUUUGUACAAGUUCAUGCAUCUGGCGCAUCACAACUCUAUUUGGAAUUCAAAGAAAGGGGCAGCGUUCGGCUUCCACUCCAUAGCGUCGCAAGCCGGGGCCCAGCUGUCCGAGCACCUGCCCCGGAUAGUGCCGCGCCUGUACCGCUACCGGUUCGACCCCACGCCGCGCAUACAGACCUCCAUGACCAGCAUAUGGCACGCCAUCGUGCCCAACACGCAGGCCACUGUUCAAAAAUAUCACAAGGAAAUUCUGGACGAUCUUGUAGCGAACAUGACGUCGAACCAGUGGCGGGUGCGAAUGGCUUGUUGCACUGCCUUGGCUGAACUGUUACGCGGUGCAAAAAGUCUCCACGAUUCGUCGGAGCAGCUGUCGAUGAUCUGGUCGCAACUGUUCCGCGUCAUGGACGACGUGCACGAGGGCACGCGCCAGGCCGCCGCCUCCACCGCCAACACGCUCUCCAAGCUCUGUAUUCGCGCGUGUGACGUCAGUCAAGGAAAAGACGGCAAAGAAAUCGUCGCUAUCAUACUGCCCGUCCUAUUGGACACGGGUAUCACUAACGUAGUGAAGGAAGUCAGGGCUGUGUGUUUGCAAACUGUAUCGAAGCUGGUCGCUUCAGCGGGAGAAAGCCUGAAGCCGUUCCUGCCGAAGUUGAUCCCCGCACUGGUGGGGGCGGCGGGUGAGUUGGAGUCCGCCAAGCUGUCGUACCUCAGCACCGCGCUCGCGGACUCCGGCUCGCGGGACGUGCUCGAUGACAUGAGGGCCAGCGCUGCCAAGCAGCACUACACCACCGACACAGUUGUCAAGUGUAUGCCAUACAUCGACAUCGAGAUCAUGAAAGAGAUGCUCCCUCAAAUCCUGGAGCUGAUGAAGUCACCGCAGCUCGGCACGAAGGUCUCCUGCUGCCACUUCAUAGUGCUGACCGCGCACUAUCUGAGGGCGGACCUCGAGCCGGUCGCGGGGAAGCUCAUGAACAAUCUACUGAACGGAGCCUUCGAUAGGAACGUCACGGUGCGGAAGAAUUAUGCCGAUGCCCUCGGUCAGGUUGCCGCUUUCGCCAAGCCCCAAUCGGUCGAGAAACUGAUGAAGAAGCUAGUGUCGCUGUACGAGACGAAGGAGGACGACGUGUCGCGCUCGGCCAUCGCGCUCACCCUCAAAGCCGUGUCCAAGGCCAAGCUCGAGCACAUCAAGGACAACGAGGCCGUGCUGGCUCCCAUGGUGUUCCUCGCCAUGCACGGGCUGGAGGACGACGCGGAGAUAUUCGAAGACCUAUGGAUGGACAUCAGCCCGGGCCGAGAGACCGGCAUCAAACAGCAUCUGCCCCUCAUACGCACCGAGAUAGAGCGAGCUCUCAACCUGAGCAGCUGGACCAAGAAGAUACAGGCGGCGAACGCCAUAAAGACGAUAUGCAAGGUGCUGUCGGCGGGGCUGGGCGAGCAGAGGGAGCAGUUCGUGCGCUCGCUGCUGGCCGCCAUACACGGCAAGACCUACAGCGGCAAGCACAACGUGGUGCAGGCGCUCGCCGCACUGUGCGCGAUAAAAGACAAGGAAUCUCCACUGUCUCCGGCGCUGGCUAACGAGUGUGUGAACGCGCUGUUGGCGGAGUGCCGCAAGCAGGACAUGGUGUACAAGAAGCACGCCAUCACGGCGCUGGGCGAGGCGCUCUCCGUCGUGCACUGCGACCGGUUCAGUCAAGUCUAUGAGAUUGUUAAAGUUAUACUCUCCAAGGACGAAUCGUCGGUGGGUAAAGAUUCGGACGACGACGACAUAGAGGGCGUGAGGCAGCGACGCGAACAGUUGUCUGAGCUCAAGGAGGCGGCCUACGAGCUGCUCGGCAAGGCAUGGCCCAAGGACUACGAGACACAGGAGAAAUAUCAAAACGAAUUCUUCGAGCAUUGUUCGUCAACGUUCCCCGCGUGCUCGCGCACUACCCAGCUGUCCAUACUGAUGUCCAUCAACUACGUGGUGGAGCGCCUCGUAGUACUGAACGGCAGGGACGAGCCCAUGGACACCGACGCCGAUGACGUCACGCCCGCCGACCGCGACAAGGCCGUCAGCGCUGUCAUCGGACACGUCGGCGCUGUCAUCGACCACACUCUCACAAACAUCAACCAGGUGCGCCACCGACGGGACGCCCUUAAAAUUAUGGAAAUACUUAUCAAACAAUUAAAAGAUCUCAAAAAACCCGAAGAACUCAAUAGGCUAAGGAAAAUAUACCAGAACUACUCGAAAAAUCUAUCGAAGGAUUCAUCACACGAAAUCAGAACCAAUGCCGACAGUAUUAAGGUUCUUCUGGAAAACUGGCCUUAGUAGAUUUUACAUUGACUGUACGCUUUUGGAUUUUCAAUAAAAAGGUUUUGUAUGAUUAAUUUGAAAUAUUGAGUUUAGUAAAAUAAAAAAUCAUUAUAAUAUUAACAUAUUCACAUCAGCAUUUAUUAAAUAAACCUAUGGAAUGAAACAAACGUGCCAAAGCACAACAAAUUUUAGUGAAAAACAAUUCGUAUAAUAUGAUUAACUAAUUUACAAAACAUUGUUUUUUCUACAUUACAUCUCUUAAAAACAUUGCACAAACUUUAUGGUAAUGUUUAAAAUCUAUUCAUAAACUCUAGUAAGUAAUAAAAUAAUUACUUUUAAGAAGUUAAGUGAUUGUUUAAGAAAUAACCUAGUUGCCAUGAAUUUCAAAUAAUAGCCAUCAUCAUUCAGCUAAUAAUAAUUAACAGUGGAACGAGAAACAACUACAUUUCAAUAAGAAAAUUAAAAUGCAUAGAAAAUAGAUACCAGAAUGAAAACUAUGUCUACAUAUAAAUUGUAAACGUGUAUUAAUCUCUAGCCAAAUAAACGUGAAUACAAUUUAGA